AUGGCAUCAUCCAUUGAGGAUUUCAAUCUGGACGACGAGAUGGGAGACUGGAUCUUUGCCAUCUUUCCCCAUGUCGGUGACGACGAGGGCAACGACGCUUCCAGCGAUUCUAACAGCAGCAGCAGCUCGUCAGCAACAUCUCGAAGCCGAGCCAGCAGCACGUCGACCACCGACGCCGCUACCGUUGACAGGCACAGCAACCCUCCCGGUCAACAUACUUUCCAGGACUUCUGCCCACCGUGGCCAGAUUACCCUGCCAUGAUGCGAGUCCUGAUGGCUGUACUCUGCGAACGCGAUCAGCGAUGCCCAGGCUCUGAAGGGUCGAGUUAUGAAGACCCGAGACUUCAAGACAGGCAGCCAGUAGAUAUGGGCCCUGGAGACUGGGUCAAUGCGUGGAGCUCACGGGAUAGGGGCAUCCACGAAAUCGUGUGGACCGAGUCCGAAAGCCCCAGACAGCACGACCUUGACCCUGUCCACUCGCCUGUUGACCAGCCGGCAGACCCCGUCGGUAACGGAAGUGAGGACGAUGUCAAAGAAGCCCCCGUCAUCAAAGCUCCGAGCCAUCCCGAGACCGUUUCCGACAACGACACCCCUGGUAGGUCUCACAACAGCGCCCAGAUCUACUCGCCAGGGCGCCUUGGGCAUACUCAACACAUCGGAUUGUUUGCUUCCAUUGAGCCACUUGCCAAUCAAGACCAAAGCAACAAGACCGGCCACGAGACGAGCAAGAAGCGAAAAGUAUCCCUCGAAGAGAUCACCACCCCAGAGCCGAGAAAAACGCAAAAGAGAAAAAAGCUGGCGCACGUCGAGACAAGCCCAUCCGAGUCAGCGAGCCCGUUCUCGCCCAUCACCAACAGAAUAACAUUACCUACCAGUGUUUAUAGUCCCUCAAGCCACCUCCUGCUUGAGGAGAAUCACUUGAUCGGAAUGACAAACUCGAGAACGCAUUUUGAGCCGCGACGGAGAGGAAGCCCCGUGCACGACUCCUCCCUUGAUGCCCAAGACUACAAGCAGGACUCAUCGCACGCUCAGAAAGCCCAGGUCACGCCGCGACAGCACCUCGAUCAGUCCAAUAUCCUCCCGUGUUCUGGUCCCCCGCCGCAAGAAGGGAAGCACAAGAGGGGGAAGCAUAAGACCCAAGUUUCGUCUCGAGCAUUUGGAAACUGCCAUAUCGGCGGUUCUUCGAAUACCCAAAAAUCAUGUUUCCCUCUGCAGGUCAAGUCGCGCAAGCAACUGUGGCUCAAAAAGCCUCGAUACUUGUUAGGCAGUAGCCCAACGAGAAGAAAUUUCACAGGUUGCCUGGCUCAGCUUCAGCAAACGGACAAGUCGUUUCUCGGAGUUACUGAUGCGUGUUGCUAUCUCCAAGCUCCUCACGACAGUAAAGCAACAGGCCAGUAUCUCUCGCCGAGAACCUUGGUUGUUGGCCCGAACAGCGGUUGA
Molecule: messenger RNA, 1440 nt
Organism: Pyricularia grisea
Lineage: Eukaryota; Fungi; Ascomycota; Sordariomycetes; Magnaporthales; Pyriculariaceae
Exons: 1
Coding region: 1-1440 (479 amino acids)
Source: RefSeq, a predicted model, not a curated record